AUGGCCGAGUCAGAAUCCAUGACUUUUACCUCCCCUGCCAACGAGUUCCUCCAGCAGGAGGUCUACCGGUUAGGGACAUCUCCCGGCCUGCGAUCCCUUCCUCCCAGCCCUGAUCGCGACUUUCUGGUUCUCACCUGGGGCCCCAUUGUCUAUCGAACCAGCUACGUUCCGGACAGCAAACGCCUUCUCCCUGUCUUCCUACGAUGUCUCAACGAUGCUACCUACGCCUCGAAGGUCUUCAGUCUGCAGGAUAUGUACGACGGCUUGGACGAAAAUGGGGUUCGCGAGGCCUUCCAUGACUAUAAGGUUUCUCUCGCAAUUCCAGCCACCGAAUUACCGAGCAGGUUACGUGCUUGUUUGAUGGUAGAUGAUGGAGUUCUGUCUCACCUGCGGGCUAUUCUGGAUAUCCAGAGCAUGGCCGGACAAGAUGCAGACUUGGGUCGGUGUUGGGUUAAGGUCGUUGAGAACAAUUUUCCGGAUUCUCGAUUCAGCGACAAGCCAUACAUUGCGAACAUCGACUGGAGCACGAAUACUGAUGCAACUGGAGAAUAUCGUGGAAAUUAUCAUGGCUGGACAAUGGUGGCAUUGUCGGCAUUGGUGGAAGUGUUCGAUGGACUCCGGCAAAUGAAAUGCUUGGUGGAGUAUCAUCGUGAGGGGCGGAUAUAUCUUGGAGAGGGGCAGUGGAGCGCGCUGUAG
Molecule: messenger RNA, 696 nt
Organism: Penicillium argentinense
Lineage: Eukaryota; Fungi; Ascomycota; Eurotiomycetes; Eurotiales; Aspergillaceae
Exons: 2
Coding region: 1-696 (231 amino acids)
Source: RefSeq, a predicted model, not a curated record